AUGAGCCUGCUGGCAGACAGAGCCAAAACGAUAAUUGCCUCGUCUAAGCUAUCGCCUGUCGAGAAGAACAUUCUUGACCAGACAUUUCUUGUAGCCUCUUGUGACGCGGAGACUGCGGCCUGUGAAAUUCUCCGACGCGUCGAGCAAGAUGGCGUGCCACUGGAGGAGGCGCUCCGGGGGUUGAAGCAUGACUGGUAUAGGAUCUUGGAGCUUUUAUCGGAACGAGUGAAAAUUGAUGGCGAACUUCAACAAAAGCUAUUCUUGCGCGAGAACGGCCAGUGCUGCUUGACUGGCGCCGUGCCACCAGGCACAAAAGCACAGCCAUUGCACAUCAUAUCGCCAGCACUGCACAAACUGUGGCUAAACCAGCAAGACCACAACUCUGUUUUGAGCUGCUUGGAGGCUUUUAUCACCCCGAGGAAUGCCGAUACACUGCGGCAGAUCCUUGGUGAUGCCUCUCUACGCAGCCAACUCGAAAACGCUAUUCUGACCAAGCUCAUGAAGCAUUUCAAAGGCAGGAACAGCAUUAUGCGGUGA
Molecule: messenger RNA, 537 nt
Organism: Akanthomyces muscarius
Lineage: Eukaryota; Fungi; Ascomycota; Sordariomycetes; Hypocreales; Cordycipitaceae
Exons: 4
Coding region: 1-537 (178 amino acids)
Source: RefSeq, a predicted model, not a curated record